AUGGCCGAUACUCGCCCACCUGAGAAAGAUCACAAUCGGAGGGAGUCAUCUGGCUCCCUUUCCAAGGCCGAGGUCGAGCACCAAAGCCGUGGCCCCUCCGUCGACCAGCCCGCCGGUCCUGAGGACGAGGGUCUGCGCCAGCGACAUGAUGCCUCGGCCCGCAUGGAGAACCCGCUCGCCGGCUUCAGCCGCGAGGAGGUGACGCGCUUGGCCGAGGAGUUCUGCGCCAAGCACGGCUUCACCGACGAUGAGGACCUACGGGUCUUCCGGCUGGGCGCCGCAAUCGCGGGGAAUGACUUCCAGUGGGACACGGUCGACGGCCUGAGGGACGAUGAGAAGGAGGCCCUCCGAACGGAAGUCGAUCACAAGUGGAGGGCUAACCCGAAGACACUAUAUGGCGUUAUAGUUGUUUGCGCACUUUGCGCUGCUGUACAAGGAAUGGACGAGACAGUUGUCAACGGUGCUCAAUCAUUCUACAAGAAAUCGUUUGGGAUCGGGGAUGAAGAGUCGAUGCGGGAUUCCUGGCUCGUGGGGCUGGUCAACAGCGCCCCGUACCUUUGCUGUGCUGUCAUCGGUUGCUGGCUCACAGAGCCCAUGAACAAGAGAUUCGGCCGCCGGGGUACAGUCUGGAUAAGCUGUCUCAUCUCUGCGCUGGCGUGUUUCUGGCAGGGCUUCACGAACACCUGGUGGCACAUGUUCAUUGCGAGGUUCUUCCUGGGGUUCGGCAUUGGCCCCAAGUCGGCCACGACUCCCAUCUUUGCUGCCGAGUGCUCGCCGCCCAAGCUGCGCGGCGCCUUGACGAUGCAGUGGCAGAUGUGGACUGCCUUUGGAAUAAUGGUGGGAUACGUUGCUGAUCUCGCCUUUUACUUUGUCCCCGAUCACGGAAUCCCGCUUGGUUUGAAUUGGAGGCUCAUGAUGGGCUCGGCAAUGAUUCCCGCUGUCGUUGUGUGCUGCCUCAUCCCGAUGUUCCCGGAGUCUCCUCGUUGGUAUCUGACAAAGGACCGCCACGGAGACGCCUACAAGGCUAUAUGCAAGCUACGACUGAGUAAGAUCCAGGCUGCCCGAGACUUGUUCUAUAUGGACUUUGGCCUGAAAGCGGAGAGGGAGGCCAUGUCCAUCGGCAAACAAAACCGAAUCAAGGAGCUCGUGACUAUCCGACGUAACCGAAAUGCAAUGAUCGGGUCGGAGAUUGUUAUGUUCAUGCAACAGUUCUGCGGAGUGAACGUGAUCGCAUACUACUCUUCUGAGGUGUUCCUUCAAGCAAAUCUACCUGAAACGAGUGCCCUGGCAGCCUCUCUCGGAUUUGGUAUAAUCAACUGGCUGUUUGCAAUCCCGGCUGUCUAUACCAUUGACACCUUUGGACGGCGCAAUCUCCUCCUGACGACAUUCCCGCUGAUGUCCCUCUGCUUGUUCUUCGUGGGCUUCAGCUUCUAUAUUCCCGAAGAUUCGACUGCCCGGAUUGCUUGUAUCGCCCUUGGUAUCUACCUCUUUGGAAUGGUAUACUCCCCAGGCGAAGGCCCUGUUCCAUUCACGUACUCUGCCGAGGCGUAUCCUCUUUACAUUCGCCCCAUCGGAAUGUCGCUCGCGACGGCCACGACGUGGUUCUUCAACUUCAUACUCAGUGUCACAUGGCCGUCGCUGUUGCAAGCGUUCAAGCCGCAAGGAGCCUUUAGUUGGUACGCCGGGUGGAAUAUCAUAGGAUUCUUCUUGGUCCUAUUCUUCCUACCUGAAACCAAGGAGAAGACUCUCGAAGAGUUGGAUGCCGUCUUCAAUGUGCCGCUUCGGGUGCACGCCAAAUAUGGACUCCAACAAUUCAAGUAUUUCAUCCACCGUUACGUCUUUUGGAGCCACGUGGACCCACCCGCGGUUCCUCGCCAGGAGAUUUUGAAGCAUUCGGAGAAAUCAAUUGCACCGAAGGCUGAGUAUGACCCAACUAAGCGAGUAUAA
Molecule: messenger RNA, 1947 nt
Organism: Diaporthe citri
Lineage: Eukaryota; Fungi; Ascomycota; Sordariomycetes; Diaporthales; Diaporthaceae
Exons: 10
Coding region: 1-1947 (648 amino acids)
Biological process (GO): transmembrane transport
Cellular component (GO): membrane
Molecular function (GO): myo-inositol:proton symporter activity
Source: RefSeq, a predicted model, not a curated record